Hirsutella rhossiliensis is the source of this 3198-nucleotide messenger RNA. Its product is annotated as DEAD/DEAH box helicase domain-containing protein. The coding region runs from base 1 to 3198 and encodes 1065 amino acids. The transcript has 3 exons. The record is from RefSeq and is a predicted model, not a curated record. Lineage: Eukaryota; Fungi; Ascomycota; Sordariomycetes; Hypocreales; Ophiocordycipitaceae. Gene Ontology annotation, molecular function: ATP binding; ATP-dependent chromatin remodeler activity.
AUGCCGGCCUGGGACCCGGCUGCCCUGCUUCAACCCGGUCGCAGAGCCAACAGCGCCGUUGACCUCAGACGAGCGGGCUCUAGCCGGCCCCCUGCUGGACUGCGCCAGGUCCCCAAUCACCGCUCUCACAGCCGCGCCAGCAGCCCCAUGGUUUUUCAAUUUGCCAAUGUCGACGAUUCUUCUGCCGACGACCCGCCCAGUGGGCCCGCCACCCCUGGUGCCAGCGCUCCGCAAAGAGCAAACGGUGUUGGCGGCUGGAUUGAGCGCAUGAACAAUGUCCAGAGCCGCUCUACCGCUCCACAGGCCAAACGCCGCAAGACAGAGGACGGGCAGGACUUCGCGGCCAAGUCCAGCAACAUUCCCGUGCGCGGCGGCAGCGGCGUGCUCGGCGAUUACAUCAAAGACAAGCGGAACGAGGCUGACGGCCCGGGACUUCAGCAGACCCUGACCGUGGACCUGACUGGUGGCAACGAUGAAGACGACGUCACAAUCAUCAAUGACCCUAAAGACGAAGAGGUCUGCUACGGCAUGGUCAAGAGUGGCCUCAACUGCACAAAAGUUCCUUCGCCGAAACCUGGAACGCAGAGCCUCUGGGGACCUGGCUAUCACCCGGCAAUCAAGAUCCUGCUCAAGCGGCAGGUGGGCGACAGCUCACUCAAGAUACACGCCUCCGAUCACACUCGGGAGAUCAUUGGGGCUGUCGAACCCAAGAGUGCCGCGGCUUUCUGUCCUCUUUUGGACACCAACAUUCGCUUGAGAACAGAAUGUCGGAUUCCGCCCCAACACAAGACGCCCGGCGAAGAACCGGGUCAGCCGACCUCGCGCGCAUACGUCUUGGAUGUGGUCAUGUACGGCCCAAUUCGAUACGCAAGAAGCGUCGGUGCUCUGCUUCAGAAGCACAACCUGAAGUUUCUCGCGCCAUAUAUCGUGCAAAAGGGUGUCAGGGUCCACAAUCCCCACAAUGUCGAGUUUCGGCCGCCACCGCCAAAGACAUACCCCACGGAUCCCCACGGCUCGUUCGCCAGCGCAGCCAACAGGACGGUCGAGGAGAUACGUUCCGAGGUCAUGGGCGUUUUCGACUCUCUCAAGCGGAACGAUGACCUCCCUGGCAUGGACCCAGACCCUUGCGUCACAACGCCUCUGCUUAAGCAUCAGAGGCAAGGACUGUACUUUAUGGCAAUGAGAGAGAGGCCACUCCAGGAGCAGGCAAAGGAAGACGCCUUGGUGUCUUUCUGGCAGAUCAAAUUCAACGCCAGCGGCCAGCGCAUGUACUCCAACGUCAUUACCGGGCAGGAGCAGAGAACUGCGCCGCCAGAGACGCGUGGGGGAAUCUUGGCCGACAUGAUGGGACUGGGAAAAACCCUCAGCAUACUGUCUCUCAUUGCAAGCACCGCUGGCGACGCCCGCAGCUGGGAGCUUCUUGAGCCAGUUCAGCGUCCCGCUGCCAAGUCGACCUUGAUCGUUUGCCCGCUGAGCACUGUCACAAACUGGGAAGAACAAAUCAAGCAGCACAUCCGACCGGGGGCCCUCUCGUAUCAUGUAUACCAUGGCUCAAACCGGAUCAAGGACGCGGCCAGGCUAGCUGCCUUUGACAUUGUCAUCACCACGUAUGGUUCCGUCUCAAACGAGCUCAGCUCUCGCCGUAAGCGCAAGGAUGGGCUUUACCCCUUGGAAGAGGUCGGUUGGUUCCGAAUCGUGCUCGACGAGGCACACAUGAUCCGCGAACAGUCGACGCUCCAAUUCAAGGCCAUGUGUCGCCUUCAGGCCGAACGGCGAUGGGCCGUUACGGGCACACCGGUGCAAAACAGGCUGGACGAUCUGGCAGCGCUCCUAAGCUUUCUCCGCCUGCAUCCCUUCGACGAACGACUCAAGUUCAAUCGCUAUGUUGUGGAGCCGUUCAAGGCGUGCGAUCCUGAAAUCGUGCUGAAACUCCGCGUCCUUGUCGACACAGUCACUCUGCGGCGAUUGAAAGAUAAGAUCGACCUACCUCCGCGGGAAGAUCUGGUUGUCAGGCUCGACUUCAGUCCCGACGAGCGGGCAAUCUACGAUCUCUUUGCGAGAAACGCUCAGGAUCGAGUCAAGAUCCUCGCCGGUGCCAACGUCGGCAAGGCCCUUGGAGGCAAUACGUAUAUUCACAUCCUCAAGGCCAUUUUGCGGCUCCGUUUGCUCUGCGCCCAUGGAAAAGACCUCCUGAACGAGGAAGAUCUUGCUGCCCUCCGGGGCAUGUCAGCUGACAUGGCAAUCGACCUGGACGACGACGACAAUGACGGACCCGUCUUGUCGCAUCAAAAGGCGCAUGAAAUGUUUGCCCUCAUGCAAGACACGAACAACGACGCAUGCAUAGAUUGCAGCAAAAAGCUCAACUCUGGCGAGGCGCAGAACAUGGACUCGGACGGCCAAGAGGACAUCCUCGGCUACAUGACUCCGUGCUUCCACGUGGUUUGCCGCGCAUGCGCCAAGAACUAUCAAGACCGGGCCAGGGCAAUGCUGCAACCGGGCCAUUCCUCUGUCCCCUGCCCCGUGUGCAACUCGAUCAUUCGCAUCGAGCUCGUCGAGCUUCGUCGCGAAGACGUCGACGCCGAACACGAAGGGCCUGCCAAAGCCAAGGCCAGGGCUGCUCGGAAGAAGAUGGACAAGUACGAUGGCCCUCAUACGAAGACGAAGGCGCUCGUGGGAGAUUUGUUGAAGUCCAAGGCUGCAAGUGAGGCGAAUCCCUCGGAGCCACCGUUCAAAUCUGUCGUCUUUUCGGGAUGGACCUCUCAUCUGGACUUGAUCGAGGUGGCCCUCAACGCCACGGGCAUUUCGUUUGCUCGGCUGGACGGCAGCAUGACGCGUACAGCGCGCACCGCCGCAAUGGACAGCUUCCGCGAGGACAACAAGGUGGAAGUACUGCUGGUCUCCAUCAUGGCUGGCGGUGUAGGCCUCAACUUGACUGCGGCCAACAGCGUUUAUGUCAUGGAGCCGCAGUACAACCCCGCCGCGGAGGCGCAGGCGGUUGAUCGUGUCCACCGGCUCGGACAGACUCGGCCGGUACGCACGGUCCGGUUCAUCAUGCGGGACAGCUUCGAGGAGAAGAUGCUGCAACUCCAGGAGAAGAAGAUGAAGCUGGCCAGUCUCAGCAUGGACGGGAGCAGGAGGCUAGACAAGGCAGAGGCCGCGAGGCAGAAACUGAUGGAUCUACGCAGCCUUUUCAAGUAG